Messenger RNA from Solanum stenotomum, 1635 nucleotides. RefSeq names its product cyclin-H1-1-like. Bases 177 to 1247 code for a protein of 356 amino acids. Gene Ontology annotation, biological process: regulation of transcription by RNA polymerase II; regulation of cyclin-dependent protein serine/threonine kinase activity. The record is from RefSeq and is a predicted model, not a curated record. NCBI's taxonomy places the organism in Eukaryota, Viridiplantae, Streptophyta, Magnoliopsida, Solanales, Solanaceae. Gene Ontology annotation, cellular component: nucleus; transcription factor TFIIK complex. The transcript is spliced from 13 exons. Gene Ontology annotation, molecular function: cyclin-dependent protein serine/threonine kinase regulator activity.
UUCUUCCAUCACAAAGCCUUAAAGCCUUCCGGUAUAUUGAACCCUCUGCUGGUCUCUCCGGCGAUCGUUUCACCGGCGAAAAAUCUUCGAUCUUCUAAGAGAUGAAACGCUGGGCCAUGGCAUAGUUUAUUGGAAGAUCACAUCCAAACGAAAAUUAGAAUUGGCAGAGAGAAGACAUGGCUGAUUUCGUGACAUCUACUCAUAAAACCAAGUGGAUUUUUACUCCCCAAGAUAUUAAACAUAAGUAUAAAGUUGCUAAUCACAGAGCGAAACAAGCACUAGAGAAGUAUGGAACAACGCGAAUGGAAGUUGAUAUUGAUGGGUCAUUCUCAUAUGCUGAAAGUCAAAAUGACGCAAAAGAUAGUGCGGAAAAGCGUCCUAAACCACUCAAGGUUGAAGAAGAACAACUUCUAAGGGCUUUCUACGAGUUCAAAAUUCAAGACGUCUGUGAUGCGUUUAAGUUCCCACGUAAGAUUCAGGCGACAGCUCUCAUUUAUUUUAAGAGGUUUUAUCUACAAUGGUCCGUGAUGGAACAUCACCCUAAAGACAUUAUGUUAACCUGCAUAUAUGCAGCUUGCAAGGCAGAGGAAAACCAUGUAUCAGCUGAGGAGCUUGGGAAGGGUAUUGGACAGGAUCAUCAUGUAAUCCUCAACAAUGAGAUGCUGGUUUUCCAGGCAUGGAUUUUAUUUGAUGGUCAUGUCAUUCUACAAUUUCCUUCAAAUCUUUGCUUAAUCAACUUUUUUCUAACCUUUAUUUUGCAGAGUCUUGGAUUUGAUCUAAUUGUUUAUGCUCCAUAUCGUGCUCUUGAAGGUUUUAUCAGUGAUUUAGAGGAGUUCUGUGGAGCUAAAGAUGAAGACCAGCUUGUGGCACUGAAGGGUUCACUUGAUACUGCUAGGAUUGAAGCAGAUAAGAUUAUGCGUUCUGAUGGACCACUUCUAUUCCCACCUGGGCAGUUGGCAUUGACAGCUUUGCAUAGAGCUAACGCAGCGCAUAGCAUAUUUGAUUUUGAGAGGUACCUAAGAAGUGUCCUAUCACAUUAUCAGCCAGCUCAUGCCAUUUCAGAACUUACUGGUUCUAUAAAUGCCAUUGAUUCUUUGGUUGGCAAACUUUUGACUCCGACUUCCAAAGAUGUGAAGCACGUUGAUCGGAAACUCAAAUCAUGUCUUGAUCCGGGUUCACAUGACAAGAGUAAAAAAAGGAAGCAUAGAUCCAAAGAUGGCUCACAGGAGGCUACAGACAUAUCUUGAACUGCUCUAACUCAAGUUUGUAGCUUCAAAGCAUAUCUUAUUUGGCCAGUGGAAAUAGUGUUUCUCAUUGCUGCUCAUCAGUUUCCUAAUAUAGAACAAAAAUUCAAGCUAGACUGGAAGACAUUGUCUACAACAUCUGCAUCAGGUUGAGAGUAGAAGUAGAGGCGGGUCGAGGAUUUAAGAUCACAAAUUUCUCAAGACUCUUUUUCUUCUUAAAUUUUGUACUAUGAAAUCAAUUAGUGUCAAAUUAGUUGGGACAACGGUAAUAGUAGUUUAAACAAGAGAUAUUUUUCUUAAAUUUCGUAUUUCAGAACUUUCAUGAGACACUUUCUCCUCUUUUUUUUCAAAACAAAAGCUGCAGAAAGAAAAAGGGUCAAAUUAAGUGGUA